Messenger RNA from Solanum dulcamara, 1488 nucleotides. RefSeq lists its product as uncharacterized. The coding region runs from base 3 to 1364 and encodes 453 amino acids. The transcript is spliced from 3 exons. NCBI's taxonomy places the organism in Eukaryota, Viridiplantae, Streptophyta, Magnoliopsida, Solanales, Solanaceae. The record is from RefSeq and is a predicted model, not a curated record.
GGAUGACAAAACUUCUAGUAGUAUCAACAUGUGUUAUUAGGUCCAGAAAAUCCAUAGAGAAAAAUAACUUUUCUACCAAAAAAAUCCAGUUAACUCCAUGGGAUCUCCAACUCCUCACAGUGGAUCCCAUUCAAAAAGGAUUACUUUUUCGUAAACCAAAUCCUCAGCAACAUAGAGAGUUGGCAAAAUUAUCAUCAGAUUUCAUUAAUCGUCUAAAAACUUCACUUUCUGAUACUCUGAAUUAUUUUCCUCUCCUCGCGGGCAAACUUGCUGUUAAUAAAAACAGUGAUAACACCUUAUCUUUCUUUAUUGAUUGCAGCAAUGAAGGAGCUGAAUUCACUUAUGCCACUGCACCUAAUUUGAUUGUGGCUGAUAUCAUGGAACAAACUUACGUGCCAAAGAUUGUCAAAUCUUUCUUUCCGCUCAAUGGAGUUCACAACUAUGAAGGUGUUUCUAAACCUUUGUUGGCCGUGCAAGUAACUGAGCUAGAGGACGGAUUCUUCAUUGGCUGCACUAUCAAUCAUUGUGUGGGCGAUGGGACUUCAUUUUGGCAUUUCUUCAAUUCUUGGUCCAAAAUAGCGCGUAAUCUUAUAGUUGAUAAACCGCCGAUUCUGGACCGUUGGUUUCCUGAAUUUGUUGCUAGUCCAAUUCAUGUACCUUUAUCUAAGGAACAUGUCCAUGAUGAAUUCGAUUUACCUUUGUUAGAGGAAAGAGUUUUCCACUUUACCAAGCAGAACAUAGCUCAGCUCAAAGCCAAAGCCAAUUAUGAAUUUGGAAACAGCCAAAAUAUUUGUAUCUCUUCUUUACAAGCCGUUUUGGCUCAUCUGUGGCAAUCUGUUAUCCGUUGCCGUUGUCGUACGAACGCUGACGAAAAAAUUAGUUUCAAAUUACUAAUAGGUGCAAGGUCAAGGCUUCAGCCUCCUUUACCCGAAGGCUAUUUCGGAAAUGCUGUGCAUUUUGUGAACGUCACAACCACCGCUAGGGAGUUGUUGGAGCAUGAUUCGGGUUGGGCUGCUUUGCAAAUGAAUAAGGUGGUAUCCACGCAAACACAUGAAGAGGUCAUGAAAUUUUAUGAAAGUUGGGUGAAAAAUCCAAAGGUAGUGAAAAAGAGUGAGGUGGUGGCUAAUAGCUUGAUUGCUAGCAGCUCGCCGCGCUUCGAUGUGUACGGCAAUGACUUUGGAUGGGGGGGACCCGUUGCUGUGAGAAGUGGCGCUGGCAACAAACAUGAUGGGAAAAUGACAAUAUUUUGUGGCGCAGAACAAGGAAGUAUCGACAUAGAAGCUUGUUUAACUCCUGAAACUUUGCAUGCCAUGGGACAAGAUACUGAGUUCAUGGGAGCUGUUAGUAACGUUGAGAUGGUUUAAGUAAUUCUAUUUAUGAAUAUCAUAUGGUUAAAUUUGAACUUCGUACGAGGAUCAGUUAAUUAUAUUUACAUAUGGAGAUGGUUUAAGUGAUUAUAAAAAUCACUACCUACUACUCUAAACUCAA